AUGAAAAGGCUUGUGAUUAUCGAUACUAUCAAGCAAACCCGGAAGAUUGUGCCGGAACAUAGCCAAGAAAUUGGUCGUGGGAAGUUUCUGGAGUGCGAUGAUAAACGUAUUUCCCGAACUCAUGGCCGUAUUGCGAAGGAAUUGAAAGGCACUAAAUUAUUGUUGCGGCUCGAGUCUUUGCACAUAAAUUCAAUAUUUUGCCAGAAAAAGGAUAGUGAAACGGAUUACUUACUGAAAAAAGAUGAAGCCAUACUGCUAGAAGUCGGAGACAAGUUUCAACUUCUGCAAGACGGCGAUUGGUUCGAGGUGGGAGAAGAUACCACUGAAAUAGAUUCACAAAGUACAAAUAUGUCCGUGGAAAUGGAGAGUCAGAAUUCCGCAUUGCAUGAUAACAUACAAUCGAAGCGAAAACAUGAUGCAGAAGACAUUGAGGACAGGUCGAAAAAGCAACGAGUGUUAGGGGAGGAUAAUGUUGACGAACCGACAACUUCAUCUAUAACCCUGCCAGUCACUCACUCUACCGAUCCUGAUAAACUGAUGUGUCCCGAACAUAACUCAACUGAUACAGAAGUUACUACAGCAGCUGACGUUAAACCUGAUCCCGAUCAUAUGCCUGCAAGUGGUAACAUUUCGCAAGUGCAAAUUAAACCCGAUCCAGACGCUGUAAGUUGCAACACAGACUCAGGUGUCAACAAUCCGGGAACAUCGGGAGGCUCUGUAGCGAGUAACGUGCCCCCUGUGUCUAUCAAGCCUGAUCCGGAUGGAACGAAUGGCAAAGCAGGAUCGGGAGAAAUACCUCCUGAUUCUGUUAACCCUGGUGUGUUGCGCCCAUCGUGUGAUUUCGGAAUACGAUGCUACCGUGCCGGGCAAGAUCAUCGUAGUGCGUUCGCUCAUCCGGGUGACCUUGACUAUCGAAGACCGAACCUACCACCACCCCCGCCAGGGUCACCGAUGUGUCCAUUCGGGGCACGUUGUUACAGGCGAAAUCCGCAGCAUUUUCGUGAAUUCGACCAUCCGGAUCCCAAUGCUGUUCAACCACGCCGCCCAAGACGCUACGGUGCGCUAAGGGUGGAAGAUUUGUACAAUCCAUCCGAUGAAUACGAUUCUGAUGACUACGAUGAUUUUGAUCCUUUAUCGUCGGACGAAUACUCCCUUGGAUUGGACGAAUAUAGUGAUGACUUUGCAAGCGAGGACGACAUAAACAAUGAUAGUGGUUUGGAUUGUUAA
This is a messenger RNA of Anopheles marshallii, 1227 nucleotides long. RefSeq names its product aprataxin and PNK-like factor. Gene Ontology annotation, biological process: double-strand break repair. Gene Ontology annotation, cellular component: site of double-strand break; nucleus. NCBI's taxonomy places the organism in Eukaryota, Metazoa, Arthropoda, Insecta, Diptera, Culicidae. The record is from RefSeq and is a predicted model, not a curated record. The transcript is spliced from 3 exons. The coding region runs from base 1 to 1227 and encodes 408 amino acids. Gene Ontology annotation, molecular function: 3'-5' exonuclease activity; protein binding; DNA-(apurinic or apyrimidinic site) endonuclease activity.